Messenger RNA from Parnassius apollo (apollo), 522 nucleotides. NCBI's taxonomy places the organism in Eukaryota, Metazoa, Arthropoda, Insecta, Lepidoptera, Papilionidae. The record is from the annotation of a GenBank genome assembly.
AUGACACUCACAAACAUACUUGAACAGGACAUUUCUAUCUUGAACGUUGAUGAUCUGGAUCAGGUCAUCGCCGAGCUCACUAACGUGAUCCACUCUGCAUGCCGGGCAAGCAUGCAUGUUAAAGGCCGGGGAACAAAGCCGAAGGCUCCUUGGUGGACGGAGGAAUUAGAGACCAUCAAGCGGGAAGUGGUGGAUUUGCACCACCAGCUUCAUGCUGCUAAACGCCAAGGUUUGCCUUUGAACCAGAUUUUGGAGGCACGCAAAUCUAUAAAGGAACUUUACGCUAGCAAAAUGCGUGAUGAGUCGACCAGGCAUUUCCGUGAGUUCUGCGAGUUGCAAACUAAGGAAAAUGUCUGGUCACUCACAAAUAGGCUACUCAAAACUGCCACCCCUAGGCGCCCACCAGUUACCCUCAACAGAGACGGUACAUACACCACCGAUAGCCAGGAGACUGCUAAGGCACUUUUGGACCACUUUUACCCGGGUGACUCACCCGACACCUUACCACGACAUCACGAAUAA